UAUAUAAAGUCAUCAAUAGCAGAUCACAUCUGAAUACUCAAAAGUCUUAAUGAAAGAGCUUAACUGAACCCAUUAUGGGGGACACUAAGCUCUGCCUUUUGUUGCUUCUAAGUGGAAUAUUCUUAACAAAUGCUCAAGAUGAGGAAUUACCAUGCCUUUUGGCCAGAAGAUACAAGAGCUUUCACAAGUAUGAAUACACCUACGAAACAGAGUCUCUAAAUGCCAUGAAUGGAGAAACCAAUGGCCCCAAAGCAAGAUGCAAGGUUGAAAUUGAGGUCCCACACACAUGCAGCUAUAUUGUGCGCACAACGGAGUGCGCGUUGAGUGAGGUGAUCGAUGUUGAUACAGAAGGAAAUCCUCUCUUUGGGCCGUCUGCUGGUGCAGAUGCUUUCAAGGCUGCCAUGGAGAAGAACCCACUGAAGUUCACCGUUGAGGGAAAUGAUGACAUCAAGUUGUUUCCUGAGGAUGAUGAACCAGUCAAUAUUUUGAACAUCAAGAGAGGUCUAAUCUCUGCUCUGGCAGUGCCUCUGCUAGAGGAGGAAAGAAACAGAAGAAUGCCAACUAUCUACGGUAUGUGCAAGACAGGGUACACCGUGAACGCCAGAGAGAACAUUGCCACCCAGGUCACCCUCAACAGAGAUCUGUCUAAAUGUGACAAUUUUAGGCCCAUCAAGGACCACACCAGUCCCCUGGCCUUUAUCACAGGACAGCACUACCCACUUGCUCAGCUCAUCACAAGCAGCCAAACCUGCAACUACAAGUUUGAUAAUGCACAGAAACAUAUGACCUUUGCUUCCUGUACUGAAAACCACAUGCUUGUGCCUUUCUCUUACAAAGUACAGUAUGGAGUUACUAAUGUAGGAAAACAAGUCUUGACUCUGGUGGGAGUGUCUGUGCACAAUGACAGAAUCUUUGAGCAUGAUGAAGCCAACAUGAAGACACUGCACCUCGAUGGAAGCAUUGACUCAGUCCAUCCAAUUGAGGAUAAAGAGGUCAUGCUGUCAGUUCUAAGGGAACUGGAUGGCCUUUCUGAGACCAACAAUGGACACAACAGAGCCUACCUAGCUCACAAGCUCAUUGCUACAAUCCGCAAAAUGAAUGCUGAUAGCCUGAGCACUGCUCUACCAGAGGCCCUUGAGAUUUCUCGCUCCCUGGUGUACCAGGCGUUGUUCCAGUGUGGCACGCCAGAAUGUACCACUGCCAUCUUGCAGGUUCUCAGAACGUUUGACCGUUCCUCAGUAGAAAUUGAUGCUGCAGCAUAUGCCAUGGGAAUGGUUCCCAACCCAUCCAGAAGCCUUGUUAUGGAAAUGUUGAAGGUGGCCAAGUUCAAGGAUAGCAAGCCCAUCUACUAUGCUCUCAGCAAUGCUGUCAGGAGACUCUAUGAAGCUGAAGGAAGAGUCACCCCUGAGAUUCAGGGAGUUGCCAAUUACGCCCUUGAACAGAUCAGUGACUGCACAGGCGAUCAGGAACAUAUGUACCUGGCCCUGAGGGUCAUUGGAAACAUGGCUUCUGCCGUUGGAGCCGCAAGCCCUGCUCUGAAAUCAGCAAUUAUCCAGUGCAUAAACCAACCUGCUGCAUCCCCUGAGGUCCAGCAAGCUGCUGUUCAAGCUUUUAGACUCACUUCUGUCCCUGAUGAGGGCAGAGAGGUGUUAAUGAAGGUCAUUUUUGAUUCAGCCGCUCCCAUACAGAAGCGUGUUGCUGCAUAUCUCAUUGUGAUGAAAGACCCUCAGCCCUCUGAACUGGCUCAGCUGGUUGCUGCUCUGCCUAAAAAUUGUCAGGCUAUGAGCUUUGUUAACUCACAUUUUAUCAACAUCCUGAGCUCCACAGCAUCUGAGACUAAGGAACUUAGAGAGAAGAUUCUCAAUACCCUUCAAGGGAAUAAGAUCAGAAAUUCCACAGAUCCAACAAAGUACUCUCGCAAUUACAAAAUUGGCUCUCUAGAAGGAAAUGUGAUCUUUGAGUCUGAAGAACUUCUGCCCAAUGAAGUCAUCCUGGAGAUGACUCUGAAUGCUUUUGGAUAUGACAUAGACAUGUUUGAGAUCGGGUUGAAUGGUAAAGGACUGGAACCCACCGUUGAUGCCCUAAUCGGCAUUGAUGGAUUCUUCCAUGACACCAUGCAGAAGACCAUUAACUAUGCAGCUGAUAAAGUGCCCAGGGGCAAUGACAUUAUGCAGAGCAUGUUCCCAACCCUAUGGGAUAACAUAAAAAUGCAACAGGCCCCUCAAAGCAUCGUCAAGGAAAUAAUGAAUAAUGUUAACAAGCUCAUCCAGAAACUGAAGGUUCAGGAUAACCCAGAAGCUAUGAUCUACCUGAGACUUCUGGGGGCUGAAAUAGGCUAUCUCAACACCAAGGAUAUGGAAGACAUGGCCUACUCUGCUACCUUGCUGACUAAUAGACUCUUAAAUAUGUUCCCAGUUGAUUUCAUAAGGAACCUUUACUCGAGUGUCAACAACAACCUUUUUCUUCACUAUGUCUUCAUGGACAAUGAGUUUUAUCUACCUACUGGUACCGGAAUUCCAUUUAGACUUGCCCUGUCUGGUACUUUUGCUCCAGGAGUGAAAGGAGGACUGAAAAUUGCCCCUGAUAUGAGCGAGAUGGCUUUCAUGCCAUCUGUUGGUGUGGAGUUUGUGACUGAGGUUGGAGCUCUCUUACCUGACUAUGUUGAGUCUGGCCUGGAGAUGCAUACUAACAUCUACCAUGAGAGCGGCCUGAAAGUAAGGGUUGCUGUAACCAAAAAGCAGCUGAAGUUGACCUUUCCCACACCCCAAGCUCCAUCAAAACUCAUCAGUGUGACAUAAGAUGCU
Carassius carassius (crucian carp) is the source of this 2804-nucleotide messenger RNA. Its product is annotated as apolipoprotein B-100-like. NCBI's taxonomy places the organism in Eukaryota, Metazoa, Chordata, Actinopteri, Cypriniformes, Cyprinidae. The transcript is spliced from 17 exons. Gene Ontology annotation, biological process: cholesterol homeostasis; lipoprotein transport; triglyceride mobilization. The coding region runs from base 75 to 2798 and encodes 907 amino acids. The record is from RefSeq and is a predicted model, not a curated record. Gene Ontology annotation, cellular component: mature chylomicron; low-density lipoprotein particle; very-low-density lipoprotein particle. Gene Ontology annotation, molecular function: cholesterol transfer activity; low-density lipoprotein particle receptor binding.